Messenger RNA from Parascedosporium putredinis, 1617 nucleotides. The record is from the annotation of a GenBank genome assembly. Lineage: Eukaryota; Fungi; Ascomycota; Sordariomycetes; Microascales; Microascaceae.
AUGAUCGAAGCUCCUAUGCAAGUAGAAGCGACUGCCAUCAUCCUGGCAGAUAUACAAGGCCUUCCGAGAACAUUGACGUUGAAGAUGAAACAACCAAAUUUUCUCAUCAUUGUCGCCGACGACCUUGGCUUCAGCGACACAUCACCGUACGGCGGAGAAAUAAAAACACCAAACCUCGAGCGUCUCGCUAAUACUGGUGUGCGCCUGACGAAUUUCCAUACUGCGCCAGCAUGCUCACCAACAAGGUCAAUGCUGCUGUCCGGCACCGAUCACCACAUCGCUGGUUUGGGCCAAUUGAUCGAGCAUAUGGCACAGAAUCCCAAGGUCUUCGAGGGCCGACCGGGAUACGAGGGCUAUCUUAACUUCAGGGUUGCCGCCCUCUCUGAGAUACUCCAAGACGCGGGUUACCACACUAUGCUACUUCAAGCUGCCUUUUCGGGGAAGGUAUGGAUGGAAGGUGAUCGAUAUCUCGAUCGUAAGACGGAGAUCCCGCCAGACUUCUAUUCGACUACGUAUACAACCGCCCGAAUGUUGGAGUUCCUGCGAGGCCGUACGGAGGCAGAGAAAGACCAACCAUUUCUUGCCUACCUAGCAUACCUUGCGCCGCAUUGGCCCCUCCAAGCACCUGAAGAGAGGGUCAAAACCUACGAGGGCUUUUACAAAGAUGGCCCGUCAAAGUUACAGGAGAAAAGGAUUGCGAACCUCGUCAAGCUUGGCUUGAUCCCCGAAGAUGUAAUCCCAGCGAAGCCAGAGGCGUACGCCGGCACGCCGUGGGACGACAUGACCGAAGAGCAAAGGCAGGAAUCUGCUCGAAAAAUGGAAGUCUACGCCGCAAUGGUGGAAAUGAUUGAUGAUGGCGUUGGUGAAGUCAUUGACUACCUUCAAUCGACGGGCGAACUCGAUAACACGUUCGUUCUGUUCAUGUCUGACAAUGGCGCUGAAGGCCUAUCGAUGGAGGCCAUACACGUGAUGGGCGGCCAGACAACGAUGGCCGCCAUUAUCAACAAGCACUACAAUAACGAGUUUGAGAACAUUGGGCGGAAAGAUUCGUUUGUGUGGUAUGGUCCCGAGUGGGCAUCGGCUGCGACCGCUCCAUCCCGAGGAUGGAAGUGCUGGCCCACGGAGGGAGGCAUCCGAUGUCCCUGCAUCGUUCGGUAUCCGGGCUUCGGUUCCUCCCCUUCCGCGGUGAGCCACUCAUUUACCACGGUUAUGGACAUUCUCCCCACCGUCCUCGAGCUAGCCAACAUCCCGCCUGUCGGCUCAACGUUCCGUGGCCGCGAAAUCGUACCAGUGAAAGGAAAGUCAUGGAUCCCACAUUUGACCUCUGGCGACUACGCAAAUACAUCUGUUCAUGAUGAGAAUGAACACGUCCAUGGAUGGGAACUUGUAGGACUACGGGCAAUCAGGAAGGGGCCGUGGAAAGCGGUUUGGAUGCAUCCGCCCCGAGGCAGCGGCGAGUGGGAGUUGUUCAAUCUUGACCAAGAUCAGGCGGAAUCCAACGAUCUGGCAAAGUCGGAGCCGGCCAAGUUGGUGGAACUCAUCCGUUGCUGGGAAGAAUACUAUGCCGAGACGGGAAUGUUUGAUCAUGGGUUCGAGUUUCGAGCAGCCAAGGCGUAG